Messenger RNA from Mycena indigotica, 291 nucleotides. RefSeq lists its product as uncharacterized. The coding region runs from base 1 to 291 and encodes 96 amino acids. Lineage: Eukaryota; Fungi; Basidiomycota; Agaricomycetes; Agaricales; Mycenaceae. The transcript has a single exon. The record is from RefSeq and is a predicted model, not a curated record.
AUGGCUCGGAUGGAAGAAGGUGUAACGAAGGCCGCUGCCAAAUAUACUGAAGGCUACGAGGCUCUCGUUCACCUCAAAGGCAAACGUUACGCUCCCGAGUUUCAAAAAUUGGACAAGGCCCAUUUGAACACUCGUAUCGAAAUCGAGAGUGACGAAGAUGCAGCAAGAAGCUUACGAACAGCAGACGGAUCGCGACCUACGAGAGAGGAGACUGCUGCAAAAAAAGAAGAAAACCAAGACGGCGCCAAUUUCCUGGAUUUGGGCAGCAGGCGGGCAGGCCGACGGGGUUGA